Molecule: messenger RNA, 2010 nt
Organism: Scatophagus argus
Lineage: Eukaryota; Metazoa; Chordata; Actinopteri; Scatophagidae
Gene: pef1
Product: penta-EF-hand domain containing 1
Exons: 5
Coding region: 127-924 (265 amino acids)
Biological process (GO): COPII vesicle coat assembly
Molecular function (GO): calcium ion binding
Source: RefSeq, a predicted model, not a curated record
CAAUCAGAAGCCGGGACACGGGUGCGGUUUUGACAGACCCGGAAAUGCACCAAUAGCUACCCUGAGCGGACAUUGCCGUAUCCGCCUUUACCGCUGCCUUGUUGAAGGAAGUCAACUCAGUCAAAAAUGAAUUUCCACGGCCAGGGCUAUCCAGGAGGAGGAGGCAACCCACCACCAGGUACUCCAUAUGGGGGAGGCAGUGGUCCCUAUGGGCAUCACCCCUCAGCUCCAUAUGCUGGUGCACCACAUACACCAGGAGGUCCUUAUGGUGCAUAUGGAGCCCCAGGUCAGGGAGCGCAGUAUGGGCCUGGACCAGGGGGUGCCCCCGGCAGACCUUAUGGGGGUUACGGGGGACAGCCUUAUGGAGGACAUUAUGGACACCCUGCCCCUGCAGGUAACAUCCCUCCUGGUGUUAACCCAGAGGCUUACCAGUGGUUCCAGUCUGUUGACACAGACCGCAGUGGCUUCAUCAGCCUAAAGGAGCUGAAGCAGGCACUUGUCAACUCCAACUGGUCUUCUUUUAAUGACGAGACCUGCCUUAUGAUGAUCAACAUGUUUGACAAGACACGGUCAGGUCGAAUGGACCUGUUUGGCUUCUCAGCGCUGUGGGACUUCAUGCAGCGAUGGAGAGCACUCUUUCAGCAGUAUGACAGAGACCGUUCAGGCUGUAUCAGUGGUACAGAACUACAUCAAGCCCUUGCUCAGAUGGGCUACAACCUGAGUCCUCAGUUUUCAGAGACACUGGUCCAGCGCUUCACCGUGCGAGGUGGACGACCUGGCAUCCAUCUGGACCGCUUCAUCCAGGUGUGCACGCAACUCCAGUCCAUGACGCAGGUCUUCAGGGAGAGAGACACGGCCAUGAUGGGCAACAUCCGCCUCAGCUAUGAGGAUUUCCUGUCUGGGGCUAUCACCAGGCUCAUGUGAGCCUCAUUCCAUUGACGGUCUCUCUGUGCUGUGGAUUCACUGUGCAACUCCAUGUUCAGGUCAUAUUUUUGCUCAGCUGUUAGUGCUCUUCCAUAAGUGCCCCAACCUGUUGGUACGUAAAUAACAUAUCAGCCAGCACACAUUAUGCCACAGCUUGUUGCUGUAAGUAGAUAAAGCCUUACAUCAUGCAUUUGAAUGAAGUUGACUGGCUGUUGUUGAGGUAACUAAAGUCUUUACUGGAUAGAUUAACUUUCACCAGUGAGUCAGCAGGAAAGUUGUUUUGGCCUUAUAACAUCAGUCACCACAGAGUGUGGGUCAGUCAUAAUUUCGCUAUAGAUACCUUGGUGACAGUUAGCAGGUCUAUUGUUUACUAGUACCAGUAAAGUACUUGAUUUAAAAAUGAUGAAUAGUGCAAGGGAGCACUGAUUUACACAUGUUUAAUUCACUUGAUGUUGAUCCCACUAGCCAUACAACGUUCAGUACUGAAUCAGUGUUAAGACUCGACCAGAGGGUGCAGCCUGCAUUUGACUGCGUGACAGCGAUUUUGCUGAAUGACGCAUUCACCUGACUUUGCUCACAUGCAUUAACAUGUUCCUGUGCCAUCAAAACAAUUUAAGAUUCUCUUCUAAAUGUAUGUAUGUAUGUAUGUAUGCAUAGCGGGAUUAUCCAGUGUUUUCACAGGUUAUUUCCAUGCAACGAUUGCACAUUUAAUUGCAAUAUGUUAAUAAACAAAACAAAUCAGAAAAACAGAAAAAAAGGGCUUAAUUUUAUAAUAUUAGAAUUCUCUCUUGUGCUUAGGGGCCUGAAACUGAAUGUUUGGGGAAAAAAAUGAAUUUACUUCAAUUUUGGUUAAAUUGCACUCCUGUAAGCCAGCAGCAACCAUAAAUGAAAACAUUUGUCUUUGGCCAAACGAUAAGCAAUCCCAAAAGUGUUGCUUAUUUUGUUUGCUACUCACCUCAGAGAAAUGAGAGAUUCAGUUAUUAUGUGGCCAGUGCUCUCGCUCUACUGAGGUACAUCUUUUGAAGUCAGUAAACAUGCCAAAAUGGUUUGUAAUGCCAAAACCAAAUAAACGCUUUUUGUAUCAAA